AAAAUGAAAUUCGUUAUUGUUUUCGCUGCUCUUUUCGCUGUCGCCUUGGCUGCUCCUCGUCCAGAGGAUGCUCAAGUCUUGCGCUCAGAAUCCAUCGUAGGACCUGAAUCCUUCAGCUAUGCCUAUGAAACCAGCGACGGUGUAUCAGCCAACGCUGAAGGUCACCUAAACAAUGUUGGCUCCGAAAACGAAGCCAUCCAAGUACGCGGUUCAUACAGCUUCGUUGCUGAUGACGGCCAAACCUACACCGUAAACUACAUUGCUGACGAAAAUGGUUUCCAACCACAAGGUGCUCAUUUGCCACAAGCUUAAAUAGUUAAUAUUGU
This is a messenger RNA of Teleopsis dalmanni, 326 nucleotides long. RefSeq names its product larval cuticle protein 65Ag1-like. Gene Ontology annotation, molecular function: structural constituent of chitin-based larval cuticle. The transcript is spliced from 2 exons. Bases 4 to 312 code for a protein of 102 amino acids. The record is from RefSeq and is a predicted model, not a curated record. Gene Ontology annotation, cellular component: chitin-based extracellular matrix. NCBI's taxonomy places the organism in Eukaryota, Metazoa, Arthropoda, Insecta, Diptera, Diopsidae.